AUGGUCUCUAUCACGACAGAGCCCCAGACUCUCUGCGCAUCGCCAGAUGUCGAUGUGGUCUUUGUGAUCAACAGUGACGAGUACCAUGUCGACCACGCUAUUCUAGCAUUAGAAAAUAAUAAGUUCGUUUUUGUGGAGAAGCCUCUCGCACUGAAUGUACGCGAUAUCAAAAGAAUAAAGUCUGCGGAACGAAAUUCCAACUGCAAGGUUAUGGUUGGCUAUAUGAGACGCCACGCAGCAGCAUUUGUGGAUGGAGUAAAAGAGAUUGGUGGAAUGGAUCAAGUGUUAUAUGCUCGAGUGAGAGAAAGAAGGAUAGAUAUUCAGACUGACCGGUCCCAAGACAUCAUCGGCCCUAACAGCGCUUUUGUUUCCCAAUCUGGAACCUUCCCAAAGAGGUUCACUGACAUUAGCCCUGAAGAUAUCGAAGACAAAACCACACGUGCUACAGAGUUCGUGAGGCAAGCUCUGGAAUCAGAAUGUGGAGUCCCGAUUACAAAGUCUUCCACGACCAUGUGGCGUAUCCUUGGAGGCUUAGGGAGCCAUGACUUGUCUGCGAUGCGGGAAGCAUUGGGUAUGCCAAAUAAGGUCCUGGGAGCAAAUCUUGGGUAUCCCUUUUGGAAGUGGGUCAACAUUGAAACUCUAGCCGAUAUAGUGUCCAGCAAUAACCAUAAAUCAAUAGUGUGCUUUUCCAAUAUCCCGGCUUUGCGAACCUACGAAGAUCCUUACACUUUGCAGCUCAAAGAGCUAUAUGACUGGGUAGUGCACGGAACCCCAGUUAAGACCACGGCUGAAGAUGCGGAGCUUGAUAGCCACAUCUUUCAAAUGAUCAUGAAAGCGGGAGGUUACAAUGCAUGA
This is a messenger RNA of Aspergillus oryzae RIB40, 855 nucleotides long. Its product is annotated as Gfo/Idh/MocA family protein. The record is from RefSeq and is a predicted model, not a curated record. Gene Ontology annotation, molecular function: nucleotide binding; oxidoreductase activity. The transcript is spliced from 3 exons. Gene Ontology annotation, biological process: NADPH regeneration. Bases 1 to 855 code for a protein of 284 amino acids. Gene Ontology annotation, cellular component: cytoplasm. NCBI's taxonomy places the organism in Eukaryota, Fungi, Ascomycota, Eurotiomycetes, Eurotiales, Aspergillaceae.